Messenger RNA from Scleropages formosus (Asian bonytongue), 1009 nucleotides. RefSeq names its product transmembrane protein 182-like. The coding region runs from base 1 to 759 and encodes 252 amino acids. The record is from RefSeq and is a predicted model, not a curated record. The transcript has 5 exons. Lineage: Eukaryota; Metazoa; Chordata; Actinopteri; Osteoglossiformes; Osteoglossidae. Gene Ontology annotation, cellular component: membrane.
AUGAAGGCGGGUGUAGCAGCCCUGUUGGCGGGCGUUGUGGGGGCCAUUGGGGUGCUCUGCUUUCUGGUGGCCUUUGGGACGGAUUACUGGCUCUUGGCGAGCGAUGACUGCGAGGGGUACGAGCAUCUCCCGCGGGCUGUAAACAGCAGCUUGGUGGGCCUUGCAAAUGGCUCGGAGUCAGAAGGGGUGACUUGGCCUUCCAGCAGCCCAUCUCUCACCCUGCACCAUGAAGGCUUCUUCUGGCGGUGUGCAUUCAAAGGGGAGGCCUCCAUCCAUGUUGUCUGGGCUGUUCUGUUCACCAAUCAGCCAGCACCCAAGGUGUGUAUUCGUGGGUACCUCUUUCCUCUUCCUGUUGCUGUGGGACCAGUUCCGCACCCAGCUUAUGAUGCUACAGCAGUGUUCCGCGGGUUCUGGACAAUGCUCAUAGUCCUGGCCAUUGGUGCCAGCCUGAUGGGAGGCUUCCUCCUGGUGUGUGCGGUGCCUUUUACCAGUGCCAAGCUCUACCGCUGGGCAGGAAUCUUCCUGCUUACUGCAGCAUCCCUAUUUUUGGCCCUUGUUAUUCUGUUUGUGCUUUGGAAGGAGUUGGUGGCAGAUGUGAGGAGGUACAUCUUACAAGAGCGAGGAGAACACUGUCCCAAUGUCCAUAUGGAAGCUCACUAUGGCUGGUCAUUCAUAGUGGCUGCUACUGGAAUGCCACUGGUCUUCUUCUCUGGCCUCCUGUUUUACUUUAUUGCUCUACACAUCCAAAGAUACAAAUAAUUAUCCAGUAGAAAUACUGCUGGAAUGUCUGAAGUCCUGUUGGUUUUUAUAUGUAAAAAUGUUUCUUGAUCCCACUAUUUUAACCAAGUACCGAAGUAGAUUAAUUUAAGUUCCAUGGAACAUUAAACAUAUUUCUCUAAAAAUUACAGUUGUGCAGUUGGGGACAGCUGGUAGCGUAAUGUUUAGAAUUGCUGCCUUGGCAACCAAAGGUCACUGGUUUCAUCUGCACUGCCGGCAGUAUUACCCUUGA